Anopheles nili is the source of this 1314-nucleotide messenger RNA. RefSeq lists its product as uncharacterized. The record is from RefSeq and is a predicted model, not a curated record. The transcript has 4 exons. NCBI's taxonomy places the organism in Eukaryota, Metazoa, Arthropoda, Insecta, Diptera, Culicidae. Bases 1 to 1314 code for a protein of 437 amino acids.
AUGAGAUCAAAUAAGGGUAUUUAUCGAUUACACAAAUUUCCUGAUGUCUGUGUACACUGUUUAAAACCCCAAACGGAUGGAACUUCAUUUACUUCGAUCAUAUUCUAUCACGACGAAUUGGAAUGCACUAUCGAACAAAAGUGCGAUGAAUUUGCUGGCGAUCCGAUUGAACGAGAUGACAAUGGUGGUAUCUGUAACUUUCAACCGGAUAAAAUAUGUGAGGAAUGUUUGGAAACGUUAAUUACUUUUCAUCAGUACCAGCGGCAGAUAGAAUGUAUUCGUAAAUUCACGUGCGCGAUUGCCCAGCUGCUAAAUGGGCAUCAAAAACCGCUGGAAAAUCUGUAUCGUGAUCAAGGAAAUUAUUUGAUCAAUCGAUUGAAAAGCCUGGAUAUUUUGCAGGGUUCGGAAGAUUCUGGAACGCUAGAAAGACUAGUGGAAGAAAUUACGUUGUACCAACAAGUGAAGACCCUUCGCGAAGAAACUGAAACUACAGAUGCGAAGACCUCCGACGUGUACGAUGAUUACGAAGAUGCUUUUGAAUAUGAAAAUAAUGAUGAAUAUGAAGAUAAUGGUCAUCCUCUUGGAAAUACUGUUCAUAAAAUUUCCUCGGUCCAGAGUGUACCCACACCACAUGAUUUCCAAACACAAAAAGAGAGAAGGAAACGUCGAAAUUCGAAAAAUCAGCUAAUGGAUAGUGAAGAAGAGAAUGGAGCAAAUCAAUUGGUCUGCCCUUACAAGGAUAUCUGCAAAAAAAUCUUUUCUGGCGAAACUGAAAAGCAGCGACAUAUGCAAGAGCAGCACGGAUCUUUUGAAUGUCAUAUAUGUGGUAAUAUACUGCCUUUCUACAAUCUGUACCAACAACACAUGGAAAGCCACGCGAUUGCUCGCUCACUGCGCUUAUCGUAUAAUAGUAGGAAGGAUAAUAGCCCCACAACUUCUAAUAGCAACCAGAGCAGGAGCUCUGACAACGACAAUCAACGAAAAAAAUUCAGUUGCUAUCAAAGACAAAUGGAAAAUUCGGAUCAAAGUUACAUUUGUGGAUCGUGCUUCUGUGUAUAUCAACAUGAGCGAGAUUUCAUGAAUCAUAAAUGCAAACCGCCAGCUAACCAGGCCGAGCAGGUUAAUGUGAGGCAGUUUUCUGCCAAACAUACAUCUGCCAAGAGCGCAUCGCAAAGCAUGUACGCAGGACAUUUGGGAAAGAAUCUCGCAAGGUCGAAACAACCCCGUUAUAAUCAAGAAUUUCUCCACAUUGAGAUACUCUCGGACGCGAAUUCGUCGAUUAACGAUGAACAAAAUCUAGAAAUGGAGUCAUGA